Messenger RNA from Aspergillus puulaauensis, 1659 nucleotides. RefSeq names its product L-glutamate gamma-semialdehyde dehydrogenase. The transcript is spliced from 3 exons. Gene Ontology annotation, molecular function: L-glutamate gamma-semialdehyde dehydrogenase (NAD+) activity. Gene Ontology annotation, cellular component: mitochondrial matrix. The coding region runs from base 1 to 1659 and encodes 552 amino acids. The record is from RefSeq and is a predicted model, not a curated record. Lineage: Eukaryota; Fungi; Ascomycota; Eurotiomycetes; Eurotiales; Aspergillaceae.
AUGGCGACGAUUUCUAUCCUAAAGCUUCCUCAAAUAAGGAACGAGCCUAACCAACACUAUGAGAAUAGCUCUGCGCAACGUGCGGGUUUAACCCAAGCCAUCGAAAAGGCAAAGACCUCUCAUAUCGAGGUUCCCCUUGUCGUCGGUGGAGAAGAGAUCACCACAACGGCCAAAGGAAUCCAGGUCAACCCAGCAGACCAUCAGACCAAAAUCGCAAGCUAUUCCAAAGCCAGCCCAUCCGAAGUCCAGAAAGCAAUUGAAUCAGCACUGGCAGCACGGAAAACCUGGUCAUCGCUCCCCUUCGCCGACAGAGCAGCCAUCUUCCUCAAAGCCGCGGACCUGAUCUCGAACAAAUACCGCUAUGCCAUCAUGGCAGCCACAAUGGUAGGCCAGGGUAAGAACGCCUGGCAAGCCGAGAUCGAUUCCGCUGCCGAGCUGGCUGAUUUCCUGCGCUUCAAUGUGCAUUAUGCCGAGCAGCUCUACGCGUCUCAGCCGGUGCAUCACUCUCCAGGUGUGUGGAACCGGGUUGAGUACCGCGCCCUUGAAGGCUUCGUGUAUGCCGUCUCUCCAUUCAACUUCACAGCUAUUGCUGGGAACUUAGCUGCCCUACCGGCCCUGCUCGGGAACGUGGUUGUCUGGAAACCGUCUGAUUUUGCGAUUACGUCGGGGUACCUGGUGUAUCGCAUCCUGCUUGAAUCAGGGCUGCCAUCUAAUGUGAUCCAGUGGAUUCCUGGAGAUCCGGUCGAGAUCACAAAUACUGUUCUUGCGCACCGCGAGUUCGCGGCUCUGCAUUAUACAGGUAGUACGGCAGUCUUCCGCCAUCUCUACGGCCAAAUCGGAAACGGAAUUGCCGAGGGUCGAUACAGAUCAUACCCCCGAAUCGUGGGCGAGACAGGUGGGAAGAACGCGCAUCUGAUCCACUACUCAGCGGAUAUCAAGAACGCCGCUAUUCAAACCAUCCGGGGUGCGUUUGAGUACCAGGGCCAGAAAUGCAGUGCUACUUCGCGCGUCUAUGUGCCAUCAUCCCGGGCGACUGAAUUCACAGACUGCCUAGUGACAGAGACAGAGAAGCUCUCGACUGGUGAUCCUGCUGAGCAUAACCACUUUACCGGCCCUGUUAUCCACGCCGCGUCGUUUGCGAAGUUGCGCGCUGUAAUAGAUAAUGCCCGCAAGGACCCUGAACUGGAACUUCUACAUGGCGGGACAUAUAACGAUAGCAAGGGCUAUUUCGUCCAGCCGACUAUAUACCGCACUACAAACCCUACCCACAGUCUCCUCUCCACGGAACUAUUCGGUCCCAUCCUCGCUCUCUACGUCUACGACGAUAAGAGAGGUAAUGAGGAGCAGAACGCAUUCGAAGAAGCUUGUACCCUCGUCGACUCAACAUCCGAGUACGGUCUCACCUGUGCUAUUUUCGCGAAAGACCGCGUCGCCGUCAGACUCGCCGAGGACAGGCUGCGUGAUACGGCUGGGAACUUCUAUAUCAACUGUAAAAGCACCGGUGCUGUUGUUGGGCAGCAGCCAUUUGGAGGGGGGAGGGCCAGUGGGACGAAUGAUAAGGCGGGCUCGAUGAAUGUUCUCUUGCGGUUUGUCAGUGUACGGUCGAUGAAGGAGGAGUUUAAUCCUGCCAACGGGGUUUUGUAUCCUAGUAACCUUUAG